AUGGGGGUCUCGAGAAAAUGGCUCUCCGUGGUUCUUCUCAUUUCAUGCAUCGUGCUCCAUCUGAGUGCACUUGCUCUCAGUGACAACAAGGUUGACAAGACCAGGUUUGGCGACGAUGAUGACUGUCGAUGGGGACGGAGACGCUGCGGCGGCAGAUUCGGUGGUGGGCCGGGCCGUGGUGGAAGAGGUGGUGGAUUUGGUGGAGGAGGAGGUGCGGGAGGUGGAGUUGGAGGAGGAGCUGGUAAGGGUGGAGGAUUUGGAGGCGGAGCUGGGGGUGGUGUUGGAGGUGGUGCAGGGGGUGGUGUAGGUGGUGGCGGUGGUUUAGGUGGCGGAGGAGGUGGAGGAGUUGGAGGAGGAGCUGGGAAGGGUGGUGGCGGGGGUUUUGGUGGCGGUGGAGGUGGAGGUGCUGGAGGUGGUGCUGGAAAAGGAGGUGGCUUUGGAGCUGGGGGCGGUGUUGGUGGAGGAGCUGGAGGAGGUGCUGGUGGUGGUGUUGGAGGUGGUGGAGCUGGAGGCGGAGUUGGAGCUGGAGGUGGUGGAGGAGGCGGUUCUGGUGGAGGUGGAGGUGUUGGUGGGGGUUCAGGCCAUGGAGGAGGCUUUGGUGCUGGAGGAGGUGUAGGUGGCGGUGCAGGAGGCACUGGAGGAGGUGCUGGUGGAGGUGGAGGUGGAGGAGGCGGAGGUGGUGGUGGCGUUGGUGGAGGAGCAGGACAUGGGGGUGGAUUUGGUGCUGGUGGCGGCGUAGGAGGUGGUGCUGGCGGAGGUGUCGGAGGCGGAGGCGGAGCCGGAGGAGGUGGUGGUGGUGGUUUAGGUGGAGGAGCAGGCCACGGCGGGGGCUUCGGUGCAGGCGGGGGAGUAGGAGGUGGAGCUGGAGGAGGUUUAGGUGGUGGUGCCGGAGGAGGGGGAGGUGCUGGUGGUGGACUUGGAGGUGGCCAUGGCAUCGGCAGAGGUGGAGGGUUCGGAGUAGGAAUCGGGGUUGGGAUUGGAGUUGGAGUAGGGGCUGGUGCCGGCAAAGGGGUGGGUGUUGGAGGCGGCUCAGGCGGCGGAGAUGGAGGAGGGAGGUAA
Eucalyptus grandis is the source of this 1059-nucleotide messenger RNA. RefSeq names its product glycine-rich cell wall structural protein 1-like. The record is from RefSeq and is a predicted model, not a curated record. The transcript has 3 exons. The coding region runs from base 1 to 1059 and encodes 352 amino acids. Lineage: Eukaryota; Viridiplantae; Streptophyta; Magnoliopsida; Myrtales; Myrtaceae.